AUGGCCGUCGGGAAGAACAAGAGGAUUUCGAAGGGAAAGAAGGGAGGGAAGAAGAAAGUGGUUGAUCCAUUCGCAAAAAAGGACUGGUAUGAUAUCAAAGCGCCGUCAGUUUUCAAUACCAGAAACAUCGGCAAAACACUAGUUACUCGUACCCAAGGUACAAAGAUUGCUUCAGAAGGACUUAAGCAUCGUGUGUUUGAAGUGUCCUUGGCUGAUCUUCAAGGUGAUGAGGACCACUCCUUCAGAAAGAUCCGAUUGAGAGCUGAGGAUGUUCAGGGGAAGAAUGUUCUCACAAACUUCUGGGGCAUGAAUUUUACAACUGAUAAAUUGAGGUCACUUGUGAGGAAAUGGCAAUCACUGAUUGAAGCUCACGUUGAUGUUAAGACAACUGAUAACUAUACGUUGAGGAUGUUCUGCAUUGGUUUCACUAAGAAGCGUGCAAACCAACAAAAGAGGACUUGUUAUGCACAGUCAAGCCAGAUUCGCCAGAUCCGACGGAAGAUGAGGGAGAUCAUGAUCAACCAGGCACAAUCUUGUGAUCUCAAGGAUUUGGUUCAGAAGUUCAUUCCUGAGUCAAUUGGGAAGGAGAUUGAGAAAGCAACUUCUAGUAUUUACCCUCUGCAAAAUGUUUAUAUUCGGAAGGUUAAGAUCCUGAAAGCUCCCAAAUUCGACCUUGGCAAGUUGAUGGAGGUUCAUGGUGAUUAUAGUGAAGAUGUUGGUGUGAAGUUGGACAGGCCUGCUGAAGAGCCAAUGGCAGAGGAAACUGAAGUUGUUGGUGCCUGA
Fraxinus pennsylvanica is the source of this 783-nucleotide messenger RNA. The record is from the annotation of a GenBank genome assembly. NCBI's taxonomy places the organism in Eukaryota, Viridiplantae, Streptophyta, Magnoliopsida, Lamiales, Oleaceae.